This is a messenger RNA of Microplitis mediator, 7497 nucleotides long. RefSeq lists its product as uncharacterized. The transcript is spliced from 11 exons. Bases 926 to 3298 code for a protein of 790 amino acids. The record is from RefSeq and is a predicted model, not a curated record. NCBI's taxonomy places the organism in Eukaryota, Metazoa, Arthropoda, Insecta, Hymenoptera, Braconidae.
ACGAGCGCUCCAGUCUAUUCCGGGCAUCCUAGUGGGGUGUGUAUUUUGUAGAUUUCGAUAUCGAAAAGUAUUUACUUUCGACGCAAGUCAAUACCGUCAUCCUGCCAUCAUUUGCUCCGAUAAAUUGUCAUGUGCUGGUUGAAAAAAGUUGAUUUUUAUACCCGCUCACAAACGGUAUAAGUAUUUGUUCAGUAUUCAUUCAUUAUUCGUGAAAUAAUGAUGUCUUAACAAUCAUACAGGAUUAAUUCAUGUAUAGAGAAAAGCUUCCAACAGUCGAUCGAUAACACGCAUUCUGAUUUUAUCUACAAAUACAUUUUCACGUCGAAAGCUACUUUUACUAUUUUUUUUAAAUAUUUGAACUAUUGUUAAUUAAACUAGUGUUUAUUAUUUAUCUACAACUGUGUUCGUGUUUUCUUAGGAAUGAUAAAUAAUUUCUGUAUUCACAGAUGAUUUUUUUAAAUUAAAAAGACAAAAAUAAAGUCUGACGACUACAGUUAAUAAAAUGCCACCCUGGCCAUAGCAGAAUAUUGAUAAUGAUGCCUUCACAUCGUUAUUAUUAUAUUCUAAGUGCUCCUUUUAUAACAUAACACAAGUUUUCGUUAAAUGAAUUAAAUUAGAAAAUAAAAGUGAGUCUCAUUGAAUAUAUCUGAGCUAUUUAAUAUUUAUUUGUGAAGUGAUUUCGGCAUUAUCGUUCUGAAAUGAUUAUGAAGAGUGUGAUGUUGAUUAAUAUAAUAUGAAAUUCUUGUAAUUUAACGUUCUUUAAUCAAGUUCAUAAUUAACAUAUACUUUAAGUUGAACUGGCGCUUUAUGAUGAUCAUUAAAUGGUGAUUCAUAUAGUUCUCCAAAAAUAAAGAUAGUCGGAGUGUGAUGAGGGGUAUCGGAUGAAAGCGCAGCUUCACAGGCACUUUGUCCGACGUUCGGAAUUAUGCAGUCAAUCUUUAAGAUUUCAAACCCAUUGCUGCUUCUAAUAAUCAUAGCAAGUAGUCAAGCAUACAAUUCACGACUCACAGAAUGCGCAUUCCCAUCAAAAUGGGAGGGCACAUGGUUUCAAAGUGGUGUACGCCAACCAAUCCUCAUAUCGAAAAGCUUCCUAUCUAGCAAGGGUAAAUGUCUUCGUAACGAGGGAGACAAGUUUCUUGUUGUUGAUGAAAAGUCUUGCUAUCGUUGUGUUGUCAUUCACGAGAAACACACAAACGUCUUGCAGUACAAAGAAACGUUUUGCCAUAAUAAGAAUUCCCUAACGUCACUUUGUUCGUACAUAACUGGUGACGCUCUACUUUACUCAAUGUUUCGGGAAGAAGCAAUAGCUGUCUCUUGUCCUUUCCGUGGCCCUAUGACAUUCACUUACAAUCGAGGUCAUGGAACAUGUUCAAGUCCACUCAGCAACGUCGAUACCUGCACUGAUGACAGUAGGCUUCUCUUUAGGUACCAAGCAUGUCCCGAUGUACCUGCUUCAGAAAGUGCAGUAGAGGAACUUGAAUGCUUAGCUUUGUGGAAAGAAGGCAGCAGUCGAUAUUUGGUGGGUCGUUUACAUCACGGUCAUGCAUCGAGUAAUGAAGAACGAUACCGAUGUUUCGUAUACGAGCGAGUUGGUCAAAGUAUUGGUGGUCUCAGCAGAACGAUUUUAGGGAUCGAUGCUAUUGACCAAGAAAUUACUUUUCCAGUUAGUGGACCCGUAGUUGAGGGCGCACCAGAUAUUUAUCGAGUAGCUCAAAGUGGAGAUGCGACUUGCAAUGGCCUUUUUAGCCCUAUGGAAGGAUCGCGAACGAUGACUUUGACAAAAGUGUCGACUCCAGGAAAGUGCCGAUUUCCAGAAUGGCUCACUGGCUAUGCGAAUAAUGACCUCACAUGGCACACCCUUGAUCUGACCAGAUCUUAUACUUUUCAUCCAAGAAACGCAACACUACAUAUAACGAGAAUUAACUCAAGUAAUUCAUGGUUUGAUAGUAGUUUCUCCGGUUCUCAAGACAUGAUUGGCAACGAUGAGGAACAAGAUAUCAAGAUUGUUUGUAAUAGCAUAAAACAAUCAAACCCCUCACAGACAGUCACGAUGCUUGUUGCUCACUUCACGGUCGGGUGCCAAAGUGGUUUCGUAUGCAUGACAUUUUACAAAAGAGAUGGUCACAUCAUGGAAGUACAAACUGGUAACACUGCCUCAAGACCCGAAGAAGCAUGCGGCCUUUCUCACUAUCAAUCUCGCAAUAUUCCCUACCUUACAUUAGUUACAAGUUCAUCAAAACCACAACAGUGCCCUUAUCUUGGAAGAUUUACAGUUUCUGGUAUUCAUGAUAAUCAAAGAAACACACGUGAAAAUCAACAUACUUCACAGAAUUCUUUGAUAGUGAAAAUACAGGAGGCGAAUAAAGUCAGACAUACUGAAGAUCGGGAAUUCCAAAAAGUUGAUGCUGAAACUGAAAAGAAGCGAAUUAACAACAAAUAUUUAAUCCGCGAGCGCAUUGGAAGAAAAGUUAGGUCUAAUCAUUCUAAUCGAUAUCACAACAAUCUAAAACGAGUAAGAACUCGAAGAAAGUCUAAAAUAGACGUCACUGAUGAUACACUAUAUAGAAUAGCAAGAAGUCCGAAAAUAGAAGAUUUCCAAAGGAAUGUGGAUACAAUUCCACAAGUUCGUCAAUUACAGUCUUUAAAAUCAGAUGAUACUUUAUUAGAUGAACUCCACAACCCUAACGAAGAUUUUGAAAUCAACAAUAAGCCACUAAUAAAAUUAUUUGAUUCCGAAUCUAUUUCUCUUUCUUAUCAUGAUUUACUGCGAGUAAAAAGAAGUCUUCAAUCCAAUGAAAAUGAAGAGUUUAGUGAUGAUCCGGAAAAAAGAGGAAAACGAGAAGAGGAUGAUCUCCAAUGCAAUUCUGAAAUUACUACGCUCACUAUUGGUUGCUCUACUGCUGAUCGAAUGGAAUUUCAAAGUGAUUGUAUGGAUGAUACCGAAUCUAUAACAGCUUAUUCAUGUCAUGGUCGGUGGUUUGAUUCUGAAGGAACACAGUUUGUUAUAGCAACUCCUCUGGCCCAAAGAGCUGAUUGGUCAAAUGGUAACAAUGAACCUCAAACCUUCAGAAACAGUCCAAGACUGUGCUUCAUGUAUCGUGAAAAUGGAGGAGUUGUAAGUCUGACUGCAAGUCCUGUUGCAUGUCAAAGAGGCAUCCCUCCACCUCCGCCAAUGUUGGCUUUUAAUGUCACAAGCAUCGGCCGCUGCAUGGAUGACAACAGCAGUAUAAGUCAGCGGGCGUCCUACCUUAUGAUGAUUACAACUGUCAUCAUUUUGUACCUUGAAAUUCUCAGGUGAUUUUGAGCAUCAUUUAAGUUAAUGAUUGAAAAAGUGAAUCUUCGUGAUAAAUAUCGCACAAAUUGUAAAGUUUCUAAUUAUUUAGUUGCGAACUCCAUAAAUAGUGACCUCUUAUAAAUAAAAAAAAAUUUUAUGCACUAACAUUUUUUAAAUGUAUAAUAACAAACAGAGCUCUAUUUGCUACACAAAAGUUUGUCAUUUAGUAUAAUAGCGCGUAAAUUUAUUCUGUACAAAAUUUAUUAAAUUUUUUUACCAGGUUGUUAUAGAAUUUAUACUGAUUAAUUGUAAUAACGAAACAAAAAAAAAAAACUUGCAAUUAAUUCAUAUCAAAAUACAUGGCAAUAGAUUAAAUUUUUAACCACAGUAAGAAAUUUAAAAUUGAGUAUAACGAUGUCAAACAUACAACAGUGGAUGUUUUAACAAAAAUAAUGUAGAUAUUAAUUAUUAAUUAGAAUUAAGAUUAAAUUACAUCAGACCAUGGUGUAUUUAGCGAACAUAAAUUAGUAGUUUUUAAGGAAGUGAUCCAAUGCAAUACAAUUCAGACUGUAAAAUAAGAUGUUAUUAUUUGUACCGAUUAACUUGAUUGAAGAGAGUGAAGAAGAAUGGUUUUGGAAUAAAUAAUAGUAGAAUGAAAAAGUAAAAGUAUUAAAUCAAGUUUAAGAAAAAUACAAAAUUUUUAUAAAAUGGAUAAUGUGUAAAAUGUAAAUUGCUGUAACUGUGAUCAACUAUCUUGUGUAUUAAAAUAAAGAGUAAGAGAUAAAAGGCCGAAAUUAAAAAAACACUGCAGUAUAUAUAUAUACAUAUAUGUAUGUAUAGAUGUAUAUAUAUAUACAUCUUUAUUAUCUCUUCAUUAAUCGCUUAAUCAAGUUUAUUAAUCGACUGUUUUAUUUUUUACUCACGGCAAGAAAAUAUAAAGCGAAAAAAUAUGUUAAUAUUUCUUCAACUGAUACAUAUAAAAGCAAUAAAUGACACGAAAAAGUUGUAUGUAUAAAUUAUCGAUGCUGUUAUACUUAUAUUAAAAAGAAAAAAAAAAAAGAUAACCUAUACAAAACAAAAAAAACACGAGACAAAGUCUUCCCAGAAAGUAAGUCGUCGUCGGGAAUUGUCGGAAAUUUUCGGUUUGUAAUGUUAAUGUGUAGUAAUGACGUAAAAUUAUACUUGUUUUUUAAUAGUGGGAGUAAAAACCGUGGCUUACUCUCUGGGAGGACCUUAUAAUAUUUCUUUAAAGAAUUACUAUUGUCAAGUGAAUGUUAUAAUUAAUUAACAAAAUGAAAUAAAAAUCAUAAUAACAACGAUGAUAAUUGUACAGAGAAAUAUUAAUCAUACAAUGAAUGAAGUUUAACUGAAAAUUGAUAAUGAUAUUAUUGUAAUUUAUACAGAGUCUAUAUGGUAUUAUGUAAUUAUACGAAAUACUCAUCUUUUCAGUAAUUAUCAUCUCAAAUAAAAACGAGAAAUUUUUUUAAACAAUUACGUUAACGAGUUCCAUAUAAAAAAUAGUAUCGUGCUGUAAUUAAUACUGAUAUAAUUUUCAAUUUUUGCUUGUUUUUUUAUUUUUAUAAUUUUCUAUUUAUUCAUUUUAAAAAUUUAAUUGAUAAUAAAUAUAGUUAUAGUUGAGUCCGUAAAAGAAUGAUCUUUCUUCCCACCAUUUUUCUACAAUUAAGUCAUUACUACUACUGCGCAUGCGCGUAAGUGCAAGUUCAUGGACUUCAUCAUAGCCAAGUAGUAGAAGAAAAGUUCAUUCUUUUGCAGACAACUAUAAAAGCAAAGUAUUAAAAUAGUUAAUAUUUCUGCAAAGAAAUGUCAUCGUUAUGAGUACAGCAAUCGUUGGCUCAGUGUUUUAUAGAUUCAAAAUUUUUUUAUAAGAAAAAAAAAAUUUUGAUGAAUUGUAAGUUCAUAUAACAAAUUAUUAAUUCAGUUUGCUUAGAAAUUAGUACAGUAGAAUUAUGCUAAUAAUUGAAAUAAAUUUAAGAUUCGUAGAUUUUAAGGUUAUUGUGACAGCAAUCAGAUGCCCUAAUAGGCUAAAUUUAUUAAUUUAGUUUUAAAAUUUGACGGUAUAAUAAAGGCAUAACUAUUAGUACUGAAUAAUAUAAAGUUAAAUUUAAAAAAUGUGAGUCGAAUCGAGAAUUUAAUUCAAUAAGCAGUCAAAAAAUUUGUAACGAAAUUAUGUUCAUCAUUGCAUUACUGACUAUGGAAGCUUCGAAUUUAUAAUUAACAAUUGUUAAUAUAUUACCAAAAUUCCGAUACCUAUUAAAACACCUAAAAACAUCGAUACAUCAAUCGAGACUUUGCUUUUACUAAAACCCCACAAAUUUAAUAAAUCAUAAUGGCCCAAAAACGUUGAUGGCCAACGUUACAAACAAAGCAGCUUUCCUGAUUAGAAAAUAUCAUCUGAUAGAUUAAUAAUGAUAAAGGCACAUAAGAAGUAGCAUGUGAAGUAUUCAAUACAGUCGAAUUCCAUUAACUCGGACAGUUAAUCUACAGGGAAAAAAGUAGAUAGUACUGGUUACUGUUCUGCGCAGUAAUCGAUGAAAAACAUGGGAAAAAAUACAUUUUAACAUGACUGAUUCAUAUUAGAACAGGAGUAAGUCAUUUCUUCCCUGAUAACGAAAAAUGAUUUAAAAUGAUUAAAAACAAUUUGAAAUGAUUUAAAACAAUUUGAAAUGAUUUAAAACAAUUUGAAACGACUAAUGUAUGGAUAUACACUUAGCAUAGGUUAAAUCAUUUUUCUUAAUCAGGGUUAACACGUACUAUUACUUUUUGAACAGUAACUAGUGCUGUGCUACACAGUAGAUGAAACAUAUGACUGGUUAUACUGUUAAAAUAGUUGCUGUUCGUGGUUAAAAGAGUAUACAAACCGGGUAUCAUUUUCAUUUAUUAGUGUGGUUAUUCAUUUGGCAGCACCACGAAAACCGUAGAAUCCUCGGUUUAAAACCUCUUAACAAUAACUAGUCAUAUAUUCCAUGUACUAUGUAACCAAAACUGGGUGACUUCUCAGGAAGGGAGGGGAAGAAACCACGCCCGCUCUUGACCAAAAUGUGGUAUGUCAACUAAUACAUGGGAUUGGUACUAUGGGCGAAUCCUCUCCAAGCCAUCAUAUGGGAAACCAAAUGCUUAGGAUUCACUGGGUUUGGACUCGCAGUGGAUGUUGGUUCGGCACCCACACAUAAAAGGAUCUUUGAUCUAAUCAUCGAUCCUAGGGUACUGCCAAUAAUGAGCUUAUGCUCAAUAUUUCGCUAUGAUCAUAUUAUGGUAGAAGAUAGGGAUGUACAGAUGACAGAGGAGAUAGACUUUAGUCUCAUUAUAUUAAUUAAUUAAUGUACUGAGUAGCACAGCACUGCCCUGUUUAGAAAAUUUAAUAGAAUCCAAUAGAUUCUCAUAAAUUCCUAUAGAGAUUUUAUAAGAACGAAUGAGUUCUAUGAGAAGUGCUUGGUUAAGUAUAGGGCCUUAUGCAUACAGCUGUAAGAAUCUAUCGGAUUUUUUAAACAGAAUAGUUACUGUUUAAAAAGUGAUGGUACGUGUUAAGCAAUGACUCAAUACUUUUCUAAUAUGGAUCAGUCAUGUUAAAAUGGAUUUUCCCGAUAUUUUUCGUCGAUUACUGCAUAGAACAGUAGAUAGUAACCAGUACUAUCUAUUUUUUUCUGUUUACGAAGGAGUGGAAAUUUCCUGGAAAUUCCGACUUAUCAAAUGCUACUCCCCCUUUAAAGAGUAAACUACAUAUAUGCGCUCUUACAUAUACAUGUACGAUGCAUAUGUAAAUAUACAAAUGUAUAGAAACAGUGGAAGACAGCUUAGCUCGUAGUAGGGGUUAAGAUUGAGGGAAAGUUCCGAGUUAAUGGACUCCGACUUUAUAGACUUUAACUGUAUAUUAUUCGGUUAAAAUUAUGUUGAACUGUUUUUGAUAAUUUUGAAUCAUCAUUUAAAAACAGGGUCCUCUUAUUAGAAAUCUUAUGCUGAAUCUGAUUCAUAUUGUAAUAAAAAUGUGACUGUUGUAGAUGGUAUCUAAAAAACAAAUGCCUUCAUCUUACUUUACGUAGCAACGUUAUCACACUUGAGUAAAAAAUCGUAAAAAGCAAAAAUAUUAUACUUCUGUGAAACUCAACAAAACACCUAUUUUGACAUCAAUAUUAUCACGUUUUUACUUCUCUGACGUUGUCAAUAAUAAUUAAUAAAUCUUUAUUCAAUAUUUUAUAAACCAUUGU